Messenger RNA from Haplochromis burtoni (Burton's mouthbrooder), 1194 nucleotides. RefSeq names its product twinfilin-2. The coding region runs from base 88 to 1194 and encodes 368 amino acids. The transcript is spliced from 11 exons. Gene Ontology annotation, biological process: positive regulation of neuron projection development; actin filament depolymerization; regulation of lamellipodium assembly. NCBI's taxonomy places the organism in Eukaryota, Metazoa, Chordata, Actinopteri, Cichliformes, Cichlidae. Gene Ontology annotation, cellular component: myofibril; cytoplasm; actin filament. Gene Ontology annotation, molecular function: actin filament binding; actin monomer binding. The record is from RefSeq and is a predicted model, not a curated record.
GCAAGAAGAGCGAGGACACACUGUGACCUGGACCUGGUCCUUGUUGGAUGAGAGGAGUGUGAAGCGGUGAAAACUUACUGCCAAAAGAUGUCUCACCAAACUGGAAUUAUUGCAACAUCUGAGCUGAAAGAUUUUUUGGCCCGAGCGAGGGGAGGUGCCAUCAGAAUCCUGAAGAUUAUUAUCAGAAACGAGGAAUUGGUGCUACAUUCAUACAAAGAGCCAGCCCGGAGCUGGGACAAGGAUUAUGACCAGUUCCUGCUUCCUUUGCUCACGCCUCUGGAGCCUUGCUACAUCCUCUACCGCCUGGACUCCAAGAACGCACAGGGUUAUGAGUGGAUCUUCAUCGCAUGGUCACCUGACCAAUCACCAGUGAGGCAGAAGAUGGUGUAUGCAGCGACUCGUGCCACACUGAAGAAAGAGUUUGGAGGAGGUCACAUCAAAGACGAAGUAUUUGGGACGGUGGAGGAAGACGUGUGUUUCCAGGGAUACCUUCGCCACAGGUCCUCCUGCUCCUCCCCAGCUCCUCUCACAGCAGCUGAGCAGGAGUUACAACGAAUUAAAAUCACAGAGGAUAAAGUUGUGUGGGAUGAACGCAGACGAACUGGGACUCCGACAGCGAGAGCAAGGGUAACAAUGGAGUUUGGCUUGGACAAACGGGCACAGACUCUUCAGGGUCUUGCGUUUCCUUUACAAGAAGAGGCCAAACGAGCUCUGCAGCAACUCAAGCAUAAACGCAUCAACUACAUCCAGCUGAGGCUGGAUGUAGACAGAGAGACCAUCGAGCUGGUUCACACUAAACCUACAGAAAUCCACGAACUUCCCUACAGGAUUCCCACAGAUUCACCUAGAUACCACUUUUUCAUCUUCAAACAUUCCCAUCAGGGCCAGCAGGAGGAAGCUCUGGUGUUUAUAUACUCGAUGCCUGGGUACACCUGUAGCAUCAAGGAGCGGAUGUUAUACUCCAGCUGUAAGAACAGGCUACUGGACGAGGUGGAGAGAGACUACCAGCUGGAAGUCACUAAAAAGAUGGAGAUAGACAGUGGUGAUGGUCUGACAGAAGACUUCCUGUAUGAGGAGGUGCACCCCAUGGAGCACACUUUAAAGCAGGCAUUUGUCAAGCCCCGUGGCCCGGGAGGGAAAAGGGGCAACAAACGCCUCAUCAAGGGUGCUGGAGAAAACGGGGAAGAAAAUUAG